This is a messenger RNA of Vanrija pseudolonga, 1461 nucleotides long. Its product is annotated as Glutaminase. The coding region runs from base 1 to 1461 and encodes 486 amino acids. Gene Ontology annotation, biological process: L-glutamine catabolic process. Gene Ontology annotation, molecular function: glutaminase activity. NCBI's taxonomy places the organism in Eukaryota, Fungi, Basidiomycota, Tremellomycetes, Trichosporonales, Trichosporonaceae. The transcript has 2 exons. The record is from RefSeq and is a predicted model, not a curated record.
AUGGCCACCACGAGCACGCCCAAGCCCGCCGCGACCGUCAAGAUAGCGAGCGCGGCUGCGCCGAAGCCGACCGACCCGAACGCGCACCCGGGCGUCCAGAUCCAGUCCCCGAUCACCGACUACCUCGCGGGGCUGGUCGCGCAGAACAGCAAGGACAACCCGGGCGCGAACGCGGCGUACAUCCCCGAGCUGGCGGCCGUGAACAGCGACCAGAUCGGGGCGUGCAUCACCACUGUCGACGGGUACGUGUAUGGCAGCGGCGACGUUGGCGUCGAGUUCAGCAUCCAGUCCGUGUCCAAGCCGUUCGUGUACGCGCUCGCGAUCGAGGAGCACGGCUUGGACUGGGUGCUUGACCGCGUCGACGUCGAGCCGUCCGGCGAGGCGUUCAACGAGCUCUCGCUCGACGGCAAGCAGCUGCCCAAGAACCCGAUGAUCAACGCCGGGGCGAUGACGACGCACUCCCUGAUUGGCGAGGGCACGAUGACCGUCGACGAGCGCUUCGAGCAUAUCCGCAAGGGCCUGUCGCGCUUCGCCGGCCGCGAGCUGGGCGUAGACGAGGGGAGCUACGCGAGCGAGCUGGCGACGGCGUACCGCAACUUUUCCAUCGCGUACAUGCUGCGCAACUACGGCGCGAUCAAGGCCGAGCCGGGGGACGUGGUCAAGGGCUACACGCGCCAGUGCGCGAUCCAGCUGACGGCCGCCGACCUGGCGACGAUGGGCGCGACGCUCGCCAACGGCGGCAAGCAGCCCGUGACUGGCGAGCAGGUCGUGUCGGCCGAAACCGUGCGCCAGGUGCUCUCCGUCAUGACCACCUGCGGCAUGUACAACGAGGCCGGGCACUGGGUGUGCGAGGUCGGCUUCCCGGGCAAGAGCGGCGUGAGCGGCUGUGUGCUUGGCGUGCUGCCGGGCAACUUGGGCAUGGCGACGUUUAGCCCGCGGCUGGACGAGGCGGGGAACAGUGUGCGCGGUAUGCGGAUGUACAAGCAAAUCGCGAAAGAAAUGGUCCUCCACAUGAUGCUCCCCCCGCCGCCAGCCCGCACGGUAAUCAGGCGCGACUACCUCCUCCGCUCGGCAGAGGGCGAGAAGGUCGUCGUCGUGAGCCUGAUGGGCGCGGUAAACUUCACCGCGACCGAGCGCAUCGUGCGCGUGAUGCAGGGGCGCACGCUCAAGAACCCCGAGCACAAGCUCGACGGCAUCGUCGUCGACGUGCGCCGCGUGGAUCAGGUAUACCCUGUUGCCUCCCGGAUCCUCGCCGAGGCGCUCCGCCGCCUCCGCUCGACAGGACACAAGGUCGUGCUUGUCGACCCGGACAACCGGCUGCUCGGCGACCUCGGCAAGGGGAGCGGCAUCGACACUGCGCCCGGCGACGACGCGGCCGCCGACGAGAUCGUCGGCGAUACCAGCAAGUUUGAUAAGUGGGAGCGCAUCCCGUUCUCGCCCCAGAUGCUCAUGCUGGAUUAG